AGUUAUUUCUUGAAGAUGAUCUGGCAACGCCAGAGUUACCAAAACAAAAUUUUUCCGCGGCUUGACAAGCGAUAUUAUUGAAAUUCCCGGAAAUAAAGUGUACAAAAAUCAGUUUUAGAUGUGUCUGCUCGUUCCUUAGCAUCCUGCGAGCUUGAUUUCGCUGGCGGAAAAAAGUCAAAAACAUUAAAAGCCUGGAAAUACGGUUGGGGAAUAGGUAUCCCCUCCUAAUUGGUCAAAAGAUCUUUAAGAUCUCUAUAAUAUCGUAGAAAUGGCUGUUCAAUGUCGUCUGUGUGCCUUGUUUUUCUUCCAAUUGAAACCCACGAUCAUAUAACUCGGGAUCCUCGCCAAGAUCAAAGAUCUCACCGGAUUAUGGUUACAAGAGGAAGAGCACCUACCGCGUCACAUUUGCCCAUCUUGCCUGAAUGAGUUAAAUAUAUUCACUGAUUUAAGGCAACGCAUUCAACGGAACCACAAUCUACUGAAUCUCAGAAGGGAGGUCGGAAGUGCUCAAGAUCUGGAAUCUCAAAUGUCAAGUUCCGAGUCAGAAGGGGAUUUCUCGGGUAUCCUUACAGAAUCGAGCAAUCCUAUGACAUUCAUAGUGACGACAAUGAAAAGAGUAGAAGGCAAUUCCUGCUUUACUGAAAUCAAAAGACGGGCUGUUCAUAAUAUUCAGAAGGUCAAAAGAAGAAGGGCCUGCAAAGCUCUAUCCCUGGACUGCACAGAAUGUGGAAAGUCCUUUAAGACCACAUACAACUUAAGGUUGCAUAUGGUGCGCCAUACUGGCCAGAAGGAUUUUGCAUGCUCUUUUUGCGAAAGGCAAUUCGUCUCAAUACAUCUGAAGAAACUGCACGAACGAGUCCGCCACUUGGGAGAGCAGCCCUUUAAGUGCAAAUUCUGUCCAGAUACGUUCUUUACCAGUACGGCUAAGAACCGACACGAGCGAAUUAGACACAUUAGAGACGGUAGCUACAAAUGCGAUGAGUGCAACAGCAAAUUCAAUACCAAAACCUGCUUAAACAAGCACAAGUUCCUGCAUACCGGGAAGAAACCAUAUUGCUGUGAUAUAUGCAAUAUUAGCUUUGCCGAAAGGCAAAAAUUAAAGAAUCAUAAUCAAACACAAAUCCACCAGAAGAGGGCAACAGCCAUCCUGGAUGCAAACCAGUGCUGGGACUCCGAUGAAGUAAACAUCAACUUGGACUCAAUAUUUACUGAUUUUUAAACACGACUUGGAUGAAUUGAGGCAGGAAGCAUAGAUUAGAUAAAAAUUUAAGAAAUAUCUUCAUAGUCGCUGAAUGUUUUUCUUUUGUUCUGGCACUGGAUUGCCUUUUAUUAAGUUCAUUUAAACACUUUUACCUUAUAUUUGACUAACAA
This is a messenger RNA of Drosophila suzukii, 1371 nucleotides long. The record is from RefSeq and is a predicted model, not a curated record. NCBI's taxonomy places the organism in Eukaryota, Metazoa, Arthropoda, Insecta, Diptera, Drosophilidae.